UUCUCCAAGUAAUUUUUUCAUGUAAAAACUCGACACUGCUUUUCCUUUUUAAAUAAUAGAAACAUUUGUAGGUGCAGAAUAUCCAGGAGUACACGUAUGUGCUGAUAUGUCUGGCUGGCUAUAAUAUGAGUGGUGCCAAAGUUAAUCAGAGGAACUGAUGUAAUAGGAUAUGCGUCCAAACCCUGGACUAUGCGUCACUCCAUAAGGCGUAGACCUACCAAUAAGUCCCUUUGACACUUUGCUACCAGUCUUUCCAACAAACUUUCAAAACUUGUCAUGAUCUUCAUUACACAUUAAAAUACACCGGAUGUUCUCUUCCCUUAUAGACCACUUCUUCAAGCAAAUAACUACGCUUGCAUAACAUAAUCAUCAUUUAAAUGAUUAUGGCUGUCAAUAGCUACACCUGCUUGCCAUUAUCAUUGAUUGUUUUCCCUUUCUAAUGUCAUUCCUUAUGUGCCUUUGAGUUUCACUUCUGUUAAAAAGAGAUUCAUGGCUGCAAAGACUGGUUCUUUUAGGCAUAGUUUUGCUGAGAGGAGCAAGGAAAGGUUACUUUCGAGGAAAGGAUAUUCAGAUUUUGAUCUAAACAGCUCCUAUGGUGGCGGUGAAGGAGGAGUAAUCAAAUGCAGGUGCUUUCGUCUGCUUUGCGAUCAGAUCAACAACUCUCGGAAUGCUAUACAUGAUGCUGUAGUUGAGUUAUAUAAUAUGGGUCGGACGGAUCCAAGAAAAGUUUUUUUCGCUGUCAAGAUGGGACUAUCUCUUGCCCUUGUUUCUCUAGUCAUUUUUUUGAAAGAACCUCUCAAGAAUGUCAACCAGUACUCCAUCUGGGCAAUUCUCACUGUGGUCGUUGUUUUUGAGUUCAGUGUAGGUGCAACACUUAAUAAAGGAUUUAAUCGUGCUUUGGGAACACUGUCUGCUGGUGGGCUUGCUCUUGGCAUUGCAGAGCUGUCCUUAUUCGCUGGAAAUUUUGUGGAAGUGUUUGUUGUAAUAAGUAUUUUCAUAGCAGGAUUUUGUGCAAGUUACAUAAAGCUACACCCCUCUAUGAAGUCUUAUGAAUAUGGAUUUCGAGUUUUCUUAUUGACAUACUGUAUAGUUAUGGUAUCUGGAAGCUCAUCAACAUUUGUGGAAACAACUUUCUAUAGAUUGUUGCUUAUUGCAGUUGGUGCUGGAAUAGGCUUGGUUAUAAAUAUUUGUGUAUUCCCUAUAUGGGCAGGGGAGGAUCUGCAUAAAUUAGUGGUGAAAAAUUUCAAAGGUGUUGCUGCUUCAUUAGAAGGCUGUGUCAACGGGUAUCUGCAAUGCGUAGAGUAUGAGAGAAUUCCUUCGAAGAUUCUUACAUACCAAGCUUCUGAUGAUCCAUUGUACAGUGGCUACAGAUCAGCUGUACAAUCUAGCAGUCAAGAAGAAUCUCUGUUAGACUUUGCAAUAUGGGAGCCACCCCAUGGUCCUUAUAAAUCUUUCAAUUAUCCCUGGAAAAACUAUUUAAAACUAAGUGGAGCCUUGAGGCAUUGUGCAUUUAUGGUCAUGGCAAUGCAUGGAUGCAUUCUUUCAGAAAUUCAGGCACCAGCAGAGAAGAGACAAGUCUUUUGCAGUGAGCUACAAAGAGUUGGCAAUGAAGGAGCUAAAAUUUUACGCGAGCUUGGAAACAGAGUUCAAAAGAUGGAGAAGUUAAUUCCAGGAGAUGACAUACUGCUGGAAGUGCAAGAAGCGGCAGAAGGAUUGCAAUUGAAAAUAGACCAAAAAUCUUACAUUCUGGUGAAUUCUGACAGCUGGGCAGCAGAACGAGUACAGCCAAAAGAACUUGAAGAUCCUGGCAGCAUUAAUGAACUCGAGGACAAUGAGGGUGAAGUGAUUAAUUGCAUUAGUGAAACACUGGAUGAUCAGUAUCCAAAUACGAGCAUGAAUCCUUCUUCCACACAAGCAGAAAGGAUGCAAUCAGAGAAUAUGCUGAAAAGAUCAUGGCCAUCGUUUAUAGCUAGUUCCAGGCUAAUUGAACAAGAAUCAAGGGUAUACGAGAGUGCAAGUUCCCUCUCUUUAGCAACAUUUGCAUCAUUGUUGAUAGAGUUUGUAGCAAGGCUCCAAAACCUUGUGGAUGCAUUUCAAGAACUUAGUGAGAUGGCAAAUUUCAAGAACCCUAUUGACUUAUUAUCAAAAGAAAAAAUGGAGGUCGGAUUUUGGACAAGAUUGAGAAGGUGGUAUAAUUUCAGUUCAAUUAAUUAAGGUUUCGGAUCAUGAUUAAUUA
This is a messenger RNA of Ricinus communis (castor bean), 2236 nucleotides long. RefSeq names its product aluminum-activated malate transporter 4. Gene Ontology annotation, cellular component: plant-type vacuole membrane. Lineage: Eukaryota; Viridiplantae; Streptophyta; Magnoliopsida; Malpighiales; Euphorbiaceae. Gene Ontology annotation, biological process: malate transport. The coding region runs from base 490 to 2214 and encodes 574 amino acids. The record is from RefSeq and is a predicted model, not a curated record. The transcript has 6 exons.